AUGCCUGUGCUGCAUACCAUCAUUCGUGUUCAGUCCCCGGAUGGGGUGAAGCGGAUCACGGCAACAAAGAGAGAGACAGCUGCGACGUUCCUGAAGAAGGUCGCAAAGGAGUUUGGCUUCCAGAAUAAUGGCUUCUCAGUUUACAUCAAUAGAAACAAGACCGGAGAGAUAACAGCAUCGUCCAACAAAUCCCUCAACCUGCUAAAGAUCAAGCAUGGCGACUUGUUGUUCCUAUUUCCCUCGAGCCUUGCCGGACCGUCAUCUGAGAUGGAGACGUCCACCCCGCCGGGCUUGAAGGCCCUGGGCGCGCCCACCGUGGUGGAAGAUGAGAUCGACCAGUACCUCAGCAGGCAGGACGGCAAGAUCUACAGGAGCCGCGACCCGCAGCUAUGCCGACACGGCCCUUUGGGGAAGUGCGUGCACUGCGUCCCUCUAGAGCCAUUCGAUGAGGACUACCUAAACCAUCUCGAACCGCCCGUGAAGCACAUGUCCUUCCACGCCUACAUCCGAAAGCUGACCGGAGGGGCUGACAAGGGGAAGUUUGUCGCCCUUGAGAACAUCAGUUGCAAGAUUAAAUCAGGGUGCGAGGGACACCUUCCGUGGCCUAAUGGCAUCUGUACUAAGUGCCAGCCGAGUGCCAUCACGCUGAACAGACAGAAGUACCGACACGUGGACAACAUCAUGUUUGAGAACCACACGGUCGCUGACCGCUUCCUCGACUUCUGGCGGAGGACGGGGAGCCAGCAUCUCGGGUACUUGUACGGGCGCUACACGGAGCACAAGGACAUCCCUCUCGGCGUCAGGGCCGAGGUGGCGGCCAUUUAUGAGCCUCCUCAGAUUGGUACACAGAACAGCUUGGAGCUCCUUGAAGACCCAAAAGCCGAGGUGGUGGAUGAGAUCGCUGCCAAACUUGGCCUGAGGAAGGUUGGCUGGAUAUUUACGGACCUUGUCUCAGAGGACACCCGAAAGGGCACAGUCCGAUACAGCCGGAAUAAGGACACCUAUUUCUUGAGUGCAGAAGAAUGUAUCACUGCAGGAGACUUCCAAAAUAAGCACCCCAACAUAUGUCGGCUCUCUCCAGACGGACACUUUGGAUCCAAGUUCGUUACUGCUGUGGCUACAGGUGGCCCCGACAACCAGGUCCACUUUGAAGGGUACCAGGUGUCCAAUCAGUGCAUGGCGCUGGUCCGUGACGAGUGCCUGCUGCCGUGCAAGGACGCCCCUGAGCUCGGCUACGUCAAGGAGUCCAGCAGUGAGCAGUACGUGCCCGAUGUGUUUUAUAAGGACCUAGACAAGUUCGGCAACGAGAUCACCCAGCUGGCCCGGCCCCUGCCCGUGGAGUACCUGAUCAUAGAUAUCACAACAACUUUCCCCAAGGAUCCAGUUUAUACUUUUUCUAUUUCGCAAAAUCCGUUUCCUAUUGAAAACCGGGAUGUGCUGGGUGAGACACAGGACUUCCACAGUUUGGCCACCUACUUGUCCCAGAGUACCUCAGCUGUAUUUUUGGAUACCAUCUCGGAUUUCCACCUCCUGCUGUUUCUGGUCACCAAUGAAGUCAUGCCUCUGCAGGACAGCAUCAGCUUGCUGCUGGAGGCCGUGAGGACCAGGAACGAGGAGCUGGCGCAGACCUGGAAGAAGUCUGAGCAGUGGGCCACCAUUGAGCAGCUCUGCAGCACAGUCGGAGUGCAGCUUCCGGGCCUCCAGGAGUACGGUGCCGUUGGGGGCCCCUCGCACGCCGCCGCGGCCGCCAUGUGGGCCUGUCAGCACUGCACCUUCAUGAACCAGCCGGGCACUGGCCACUGUGAGAUGUGCAGCCUCCCCAGGACCUAGGGCUUCUGCCCCUGUGGCGGGGCCGGGCCCCUAGCCCUCCCUGAAGCCAGGACCUUUGUGACCGUGCCCCUUGGGCAGCCCUGAGGGGCGAGGCAAGGUAGCUGCCCCCCGGGUUCCUGAUCCACAAGGCUUCUCAGCAUCAGGCUUCCCUGGAGGAGGGCCCGGCUGGUGCUCUGCCAGCUGCUGGCAGCCACCUCGGGCAGGCGCAGCCCAGACACCUCUGGUGUCAGCCCCACCGUGGUGGAGGGACUGGCACCCCAUCUUCACCCGGAGCGGAGGGGCGGGGCGCUCGCUGCUGCCUUGGCCUCCUUUCUCCUUCUGGAUGCUUUCUGUUCUUGCCUCCCCCUGGUUUGGUGGGGGUCCCCCUUGGCCUCUCCAUCCUGCUGCUCUGGGGCAGACCCUACCCUGAGGCCACUUCCUCCCUUCCCGGAGCCAUCAUCCGGUGGAAGUGCGAGUGGCCUCCGGCUCGCUGGCCUCCCUCUGCUUGAUCUGCAGGUUGAUUUGCUGCCCACCCUCUCUCCUGCUCCCGCCUGCCGUUCAGGUGGGAUUUUAAAGUCGGCAUUGGUUGUAAUAACAGUUAUUAGUAAUUUCUGCCCAGAAGACUUUUAUUUAUUUUUUUUAAGAUAAAAAAUGCAUAAAAGGGGAGUGAGAGAGACUAGUUUCCUCUUCCUUCUCUCCUCUAGUGAGUCCCCGUGGGUGUGUGCAGGGCGGGUGAGUGUGGCAGGGGACUCACAGUCAGUUCUCCAUGGAAGCUAACCUCAGUGCCUGAGACUUUUCUGCCAAGCCACACAGCUGCAGGUACGGGCCGACCCAGCAGGAGUGGCGCGGUGGCUCCACCAGGCAGGUGGCUCCACCAGGCAGAUGGCCCCUGCAGACGGCUGAUGCCCCUGACCAGGCCCACAUGGGGUGAGCCGAGUUAGCCAAGGUCAGAGCUCGGGUUCCCUUUGCCCCACACAGUCCCAUAGCCCUGCCUGGCCCCUGGUCUCUGGCACAGUGACGUGGCCAUCAAGAAAAGGAGCAGGGGCUUGACCUGUCGUGAGCGCACAUGGGUCGGCUGUGGGGGCAUCGGCAAGUUGCUGCUGUGCUGAUGGAGUGAGGUCCGCACCCUCCCAGGACAGAGAUCUGGGCAGACCUCGCACAUGUGCCCUGUGGUCCCGCAUUCUCUCCACGGCUGGGGUGUGUUCAGGCCCUUCCCCAGGGACUCGUGGGCAUGCUGAUGCCUCUUUGCCUUAACAAGAGCCGUAUCUCUGAGCUGCCCCGCACCCAUGGGAGAGGCCAACCAAACAGACUGCUUGGGGACUUCGGGUCUGCCCUGGGUUGGGGGCCAGCCUGUGGGACCCUCCCUUUCCCUCGGGGCUGUGCACAGAGCACUGAGUGUUGGCUUCUGCCCUAGUAAGGGCCACAUCAGGCACCUCCGGGUCCACCCACCCAGACUCGUCUGCUCUUGGGGCCAGGGGCCAACUCGGCUGGGUCUGGCGGUGGCAGAGCAGCUGACCUGGAGGGGCCGGAAGGGCAGAGCAGCCCGGCAGAAGCGCAGCAGCCUGGCGAGGACUGGCUGGGGGCACUCUCAGCAGGUGCCCUGGCUGGAGCUCCUGCCUCAUCUUCUGGUCCCUGCAAUCAGAUGCGAGGCCGCGCUGGGCCCUGCGUUCGGCCUGUCCCCCGGCGCCGGGGGAGGCCGGAGGUACCGGCUUCGAGAGCACCGGCCCCCCUCCCGCCUGCUCUGUCAUCACCAAGCUAGUUUCGUUUUCAACCAAUACUUCACUCGGAAGCUCUGGCAUCGCAUCAUUCAUUUGUUUCCUUCUGUCUUUUAGCUAAAGAAAAAGCUUUGUUGUGAUUUCUCUG
This is a messenger RNA of Pteropus alecto (black flying fox), 3672 nucleotides long. It is a transcript of the gene NPLOC4, whose product is annotated as NPL4 homolog, ubiquitin recognition factor. Gene Ontology annotation, molecular function: ubiquitin binding; ubiquitin protein ligase binding. Gene Ontology annotation, cellular component: nucleus. Gene Ontology annotation, biological process: ubiquitin-dependent protein catabolic process. Lineage: Eukaryota; Metazoa; Chordata; Mammalia; Chiroptera; Pteropodidae. The record is from RefSeq and is a predicted model, not a curated record. The transcript has 17 exons. Bases 1 to 1830 code for a protein of 609 amino acids.